CUCUCUUGCAACUCCCACCAACACCGCAAACCGCCGUCAUGACCUUGACCAAGCUCAAUUUCAUCACGGGCAACAAGAACAAGCUCACCGAGGUGCGCGCCAUUCUCGGCAACGUCAUCGAGGUCGACAACCAGGCCGUGGAUGUGCCGGAAAUCCAGGGCACGAUUGAAGAAAUCGCCAAGGAAAAGGCCCGUCGUGCAGCGGAGGCGAUCAAUGGCCCGGCCUUGACUGAAGAUACUGCGCUGGAAUUCCACGCUCUCAAGGGCCUGCCAGGACCGUACAUUAAGUCCUUUAUGGACUCUGUGGGUCACGAAGGUCUGAACAAGAUGCUGGAUGGGUUCGACGACCGGACUGCCGAAGCCGUAUGCACCUUUGCCUUCUGUCGGGGUCCUGGAGCCGAGCCCAUCUUGUUCCAGGGACGCACCGAGGGAUCCAUUGUUCGGCCCAGAGGCCCGACCAACUUCGGCUGGGACCCGAUUUUCGAGUACGAGGGAAAGACCUACGCAGAGAUGGAGAAGGAGGCAAAAAACCGGAUUUCCCACCGGUACAAGGCUCUGGUGAAGUUCCAGCAGUGGUUGGCUGAGGGACAACAAUAAAAGGGUAUG
Molecule: messenger RNA, 605 nt
Organism: Penicillium cinerascens
Lineage: Eukaryota; Fungi; Ascomycota; Eurotiomycetes; Eurotiales; Aspergillaceae
Product: non-canonical purine NTP pyrophosphatase
Exons: 6
Coding region: 39-596 (185 amino acids)
Biological process (GO): nucleoside triphosphate catabolic process
Cellular component (GO): cytoplasm
Molecular function (GO): nucleoside triphosphate diphosphatase activity
Source: RefSeq, a predicted model, not a curated record